Molecule: messenger RNA, 636 nt
Organism: Didymodactylos carnosus
Lineage: Eukaryota; Metazoa; Rotifera; Eurotatoria; Philodinida; Philodinidae
Source: the annotation of a GenBank genome assembly
AUGUCUGCCUUUCUUCCUAAAGAUAAGAUUUAUGGAAGUGAACAAGCAAAUGACAAUCGAAUGAUUACUGUUAUUAGGUGGAUUGUGGAAGCAGCAAAUCGACGUCUCAAACAAUUCAAAUAUCUGGAUGUGAUUGUUCCAAAUUCUACUCUUCCUUACAUAUUUGAUUACAUUUCUAUUGUUGCAGCUCUGAUCAAUGCAUUUCAGCCUCCUUGCAUUCAGGAUACAGCAAAUGAUCAAUAUACUGCAGGAGAAAUGCUUCAAAGAAGAAAUAAAAAGAAUGUUUUGGAGGAGAAAUUGAAUGAUAAAGAAUUUCUUAAAGUGAAAAAGUGGGAGAAGAUGGAAGAUGCUACAGCUGCUCCAAAAUUUCCACCUAUGAGGUUAGCUGUAUUAAAUGACAUUACUCUUGGAGUCUUCUCUGUCAAACAAGCCAUUUCUUAUGUUAACGAGCAUAUAGAUGAAAAUGGAACUAUGAAAUUCUUCAUAUUAUGGUAUCUUGGUUAUGCGCGGUACGAUAUCGCAAAAGUCACUCAGCGAUCGAAAAAUUAUCUACAAGCAUUUAUCGACGCUCAAACUGCUCCCUCUUCAGAUGAAGAUAGUGAUGAAGAUAAUCUUACCCUGUAUUCUUUGGCCUAA